AUGGAGCUCUAUGACGAUGCGACGCAGGUAGAUCGAGAGCGGGAGCGCGAACGUCGUCAUUUGGACGGCCACUCGGCGGACGGUUCCACGGAGGGUUGGAGCAGCAGCAACGGUCCGAACGAUGGUGUGGCGACGGUCCGCUCCCGCAACUCGCGCCGCCUUUCCGUCAGUUUUGCCCAAGAGGCUCCCUCGAUCAUGGGCGAUUCUAGCAGUGGCAGCGUGGGCAGCUCAAGCAGUCCAUCCAUCACCCUGCCAUCACAAAAUCAGAGUCAGGCUCCUCAGAGCGCUCCUCCUCGUUUCGGAUCUGCACUUCCUACCAGUCCUCCAGUGUCGCAAAUCAUGUCUCCAAGCAGCAGCUUUAGAGAGUCUGGCGCCUCUCGCAAAAAAUCAUCAGCCGCAAGUCUGAUCGCCAAUAGCGCAAUGGGAGCACUGUCUGGCAGACCGGCCAGUUACAUCGAGUACGACCCAUGGAACAAUUUGCAUGUCGUCUCUCCGGGCAUCGAGGUGGACAAUCCGCUAUCGAAUCGCAGCGACGGCAAAAAGGUUGCUCGCUCUGGCAGCCUCAGACCCUCUAGUCCAGUCACCUCCAAGGCUUUUCCUGGAGCGAAAAGGGCGCCAAGCGCAAACAAUGCUGCGAUUGUCGGCAAAGCCAGGUCCGGGUCCAUUACGGAUGGCCCGUCAGCGGUCUUGUCAUCUUCCCCUCUGCUCGAGCGGUCUCGCACCGUCUCGGCUGCGACGUCGAGCAGCAGCAGACAUCGACCGGCAAGCCUGAUUUCCGACUCGGACGUCGCCAUUCAACGAGAAAUCGACUAUGGCAGCAAAUCGAGCAGGAGAAAGCAGUCCAAAGGUCAAAGGCGCGAGGCAUCUGACGCGAGCUCGGCUUCAGGCGCAGGCGAGGGUCAGGGUCUCGACGAGGAAGAGGAGCUCAAGCUGCCAGACAGACCCACGGCUCCUCUAGAUGUGGCCCCUCAGCUCGAGAAUCUGGAUGACGCGCAGCGGCGGUCAUUCUUGGAAGAGUACGGUCUGGCUCUGGAAGCAGCGAAAAAGGCUCAAAAAGAGGGCAAGGGCGUCGGCUUGCUCAGAAAAGCUUUCCGGUCGAGACCCAUCAGUCAACGCUCGGGCAGCAGCGAUGGAAAUCGGCCCGCUUCCGAUGUCGAGAUGGUGCAGGGAGAUGCAGGGUCUGCAAGCAGCAAUGAGAGGGGCAUCUCUUAUGAUGAACCCACUCAUCGUCAGGUGCUUGACGCUAGCGAUGCCUCGCAAGUCGCAGGACCUGGCCAUCAGAGCGCAGGCGUGGCAGCGACAUGGCCGAACAAGCAGCCAGACUCUGAGUCGAGACAUUACAACGACGUUGCUCCCAUGCCUGUGCGCUACUCCGAAGAAUCGACGGACAGCUCGUUGAGCCACAGGCACACCUCGCUGGACUACACCAGCGGAGAAGGCUCUUCGUCACGAGAUGGCAAUUCCAUCUUUUCUGACAACACCAGCGAAUUGCACAGCGUGCAGAUGAUUGGGAGUAAGCACAGUGACGGCGGCUUCGGGAAAGGUGAACACCGCGCAGUGACAACAGAGAACAAGGCGACACUCCUCUCUCCCGCAUCUCCAGAUUCACCCAAAUCAGGCGUCAUCACACCCUUGGCUUCGCUUUCGUCCAUGGUGCAGCAAUCUCCAAGCAGGCGCGAAGCUCUGCUGCAAGCGCGAGGUGCGACGCCCGCGACCAUAGCUUCGCAAUACGACGAUGAUGCAGAAGUGGAUGGAGAUUCUUGGGCUAGUGAAAGCAGCGGCGUACCUUCACUGCGAGAGUUUGAGCUGCACAUCGAGCCUCAACGUACCGACAACGGCUUCGAUGGUCAUGUCGAUUUCCAGGGCGAUGCUGCUCAUCAUCGCGAUGGUGACGCAGAGUCUUUGCUCGAUCCAGUCUUUGAUUCGCACAAGCACACCAUCAUCAGUCCACAGCAAGUCUCGCUUCUAGACCAGAGCCGUGAACCCUUGCGGGGCGCUCGGAGCGUCGGUGAUGCCAGGGGAGUAGUCGCGUUGGAGGAUGACGCCAGCGACUGGGCUUCGAUAGCGAGCAACGAUGACGACGGCAGGCGGGCUGACGACGACGACGACGACGACGACGAUGAGGACGAUGCGCACACCAUUGACCACCACGCUCUGGAUCGACAUCUUGGAUUGUUGACUCAGAUGUCAGACAGGUCGCCAAGGGCGAGCCGAGAGGAUCAGGACGAUGAUGACGAUGCUCGUAGCGUCGAUACCAUCGACGACAACGCUCGUACGCCACACCGAACGCCCACACUGUCUCGCACCCCCACCAUCACCGCGGAGCCUGCGGCGCCUGCCAACAAGACUAAGAAUGCAAAUGCAAAACAACGUGGUAGACGCUCCACGGGCGCGUUGCUGGGCAGGAAGCGCAGUGCAGAGCCUGUGUCGGACUUUGUGUCAUCCGAGUCGGAUGUCGAAGAUUUGGAGGAGGAAGUUGCUCCUGCGGGUGAUGGUCUUGGCGACGAGUCGCGGCAAGUCCCACCACCCGCGCUACAGGUCAAUGUGAACACCUCGGAUGAUGGCAUGCCCUCGAUCUCACCUGCAAGCUCAGACGAUCUGGACGUCGACUACUUUUUGAGUAGAUUUGGAAAGGACAUAAUCGAGGUCAGAGCAGACGGACUUCCUGAGCUGUCCGGCGACCUGAUGCACCUGCCUACGAUGGAAGAAUGGCGGGAUUCCUCGACAGGCCAAAUUGAUUAUGCUGGUCUUGCAAUCGCGUACAUCACUGCCCUCUGCUCCUUCCUAUCUCCACCUAGGAUGCUCAGUAUUCGGGCACCUCGCUCUGCCAGCGUCGUCAAGCGCACACAGGAGCAUUCCACCGUCGCUUCGGCCAAUUCGCUCAGAGCCGAGUGUGAGCGCCUCUACACGACCGCGUUGCCCGCGUAUCAAGGCAUGUUCAACACGCUUCGUUCCUUGUGGAGAUGGGACAGCUACAUGCGUAGCGGCACUUGUGCAGCAGUCUAUAUCGUGUGCUGGCAACAGGGAGUGCUUCUUAUUGCUAGCCUUGCCACGCUCACCCUCCUCACGCUGAGGCUGCGUGGCCUCUCUCCACCCCAUGCAUCUACCAGCGUCGAGACUGGAAGACAGACAAAGCUUGUCCAGAUUACGCAAGCCGGAGCCGAAGCGGGGUCGCUGGAUGACGCUAUAGCUUCGAAUGCUCAGAACCUGAAAAAAGUCGUGAACGGGCUGUCGGAUCUGCACGAACGGCUGGUCAACUUUGCCUAUUGGCGUUCUCCAGCCGCAACGCUUCGCACCUUGCUCUUUCUCACUCUUUGCGCUCUGCCCACUCUCCUAUUGAGCCCGUCCAUUUUGUCCCGUUUGCCCGGUCUCUUGCUGGGAUUGGCCUUUUUUGCGCUCGGGCCGAUCAUCGAACAAAAGCCAGAGUGGAUUGAUCCUGCCUGGUACAAUCCCUUUGCGUUUCUGCUGGCUGGUGUGCCUACGCGCGCACAGCACGCGUGCCAAUUGCUUCGAGUCCGAGCUUCCACUCGGGAAUGCUGGAGCGCGGAGCGCAGUGCGCUGGCGAUGGACGCGGGACAGGCCACGGAUGAAAAGCUUCAGCUUCAGUUUCAAGUCCAAGAGCGGCUCAUCAAGCAGCAGCUCGAUGAUCGCUCUCAAACGGCCGCCACCUACUUUCGAGCCACGCACGACGGGAUCACGGGUCGCUUGCGCCUCACCUCGACUCGCCUCUCUUUCGUCUACCUGCAAAGCGCAAGCGGUAAACCGCUGUCCGAGUCGAAUAGCAAAGCUGCCACACCCAUCACCAUUCAAGACGUGGACAGCGCACAAGCUCGCACCUCGUUCGACGUGCGACUGGAAAGCUUGGCAUGCCUGAGCAAAAUCGCCAAGCCGAACGCAGCGGAUGGAGGCAGCCUGCUUAUUUCUUUGAGGAAUCGCAAGGUGAGUAGGCGAUCCAUUCGGCUUGCUUUUCCCAAUUGCGCAAAACUGUCUUUGCCCUGCCUCUUUGCAAACGCGCGAACGAGGGACAAGCUGACCAAGCCAAGCCCCCUGAUUUUGCCUGCCUGCCUGCCUGCGCCUCUUGCCGCCGAGCAGCUCACGUAUGAGGUGUCGGACAUGCCUCAUCGAGACGAAGCUUUCAAUUGCCUUCUCGCUCUUGCGCCUGUCCCUUGGCGCAGCGUGUAA
Ceraceosorus bombacis is the source of this 4182-nucleotide messenger RNA. Lineage: Eukaryota; Fungi; Basidiomycota; Exobasidiomycetes; Ceraceosorales; Ceraceosoraceae. The record is from the annotation of a GenBank genome assembly.